Myripristis murdjan (pinecone soldierfish) is the source of this 1891-nucleotide messenger RNA. It is a transcript of the gene gpn2, whose product is annotated as GPN-loop GTPase 2. Gene Ontology annotation, molecular function: GTPase activity. Lineage: Eukaryota; Metazoa; Chordata; Actinopteri; Holocentriformes; Holocentridae. Gene Ontology annotation, cellular component: cytoplasm. The record is from RefSeq and is a predicted model, not a curated record.
ACCCGGAAGUGCUUCAGGGUGAGCGUGAGACAUGUUGUACCUGCACAAACGUAACGGCGGUAAAUGUCUGCAUUGCUCACUACUUACAAUUUCGGGUAUCGUCAACUUUUCCGAGUUAAUGUCACUGUUAGUACAGCGGGAGUGGCAUCUUUUGGCUAACUUUUGCACACUUAUAGAGAUGGAGACAGCUAAGUCACGCCGUUAACGAAGGCUGCUUUGCUAAUGUAUUUGUAGCUAGCCAAGUUAUCAGGUUGAGUAGUUGAACCCAGUGCGCUUUAAAUCAAAAUAAAGACUUAAAGUAAAGGUUACAUCCCAUUCUCCUGACCCUGGGGGAUGUGUCCCUGCCAGGUGACAGUUUAAUUUUAGCUGGACACUGUCACCCUGCCCUCUGGUCCCAUCAGAUGUGAAGCUGUCCAGCAGCGACAUUGACCUGCUGCAGACAUCAUGUCCAACCAAGCAGCGGGGCCGCCGUCCUUACGCUUCGGCCAGGUGGUCAUCGGCCCCCCGGGCUCAGGUAAGACCACCUACUGCCAAGCGAUGCACGAGUUCUUGAGUCACCUGGGGGCAGCAAGGUGGUCCGUGGUGAACAUGGACCCCGCCAACGAGGGGCUUCCGUACCCCUGUGCGGUGGACAUAUCCGAGCUGGUACACCUCGACGAUGUCAUGGAGGGCCUCAAACUGGGGCCCAACGGCGGGCUGCUGUACUGCAUGGAGUACCUGGCAGCAAACCUGGCCUGGUUGGACAAUAAACUCAAACAGCACAGUGACUGCUACGUCCUGUUCGACUGCCCCGGACAGGUGGAGCUCUACACCCACCACAGCUCGGUGAAGAGCAUCAUCUCUCAGCUGGCCCAGUGGAACUUCAGGCUGUCUGCUGUGCACCUUGUGGAUUCUCAUUAUUGCACUGACCCAGCCAAGUUCAUCUCUGUGCUGUGCACCUCCCUGUCCACCAUGCUGCACGUGGAGCUUCCCCAUGUCAACGUCCUCUCCAAGAUGGACUUGAUUGAGCAGUAUGGCAAACUGGCAUUCAACCUGGACUUCUACACAGAGGUCAUGGACCUGACCUACCUUCUUGACCACCUGGCUGCAGACCCCUUCUUUAAGAAAUUCCACCAUUUAAAUGAAAAACUGGCGGAGGUCAUACAAGACUACAGCCUCGUCUCCUUUGUGCCUCUCAAUGUGCAGGACAAAGAGAGCAUGACUCAGGUCUUACGGACCGUGGACAAAGCCAAUGGCUACUGCUUUGGAGACCUGGAGGAGAGGAAUCUGCAGGCCAUGAUGUCAGCUGCUGUGGGGGCAGACUUCCAGUUCAACUCGACUCUUGGAGUGCAAGAGAGGUAUGUUGAAACCAGUGAAAAGACUGUGGAGGAGGAAAUGAUGGACCUGUAAAUUGCAAGGCCCAAAUGAAAGGACAGAACUGAUGGCCCUUUUAGCUCUGGUUUUCCAGGGGAGUCUUGGCAACAUCCAUCUCGCUUGGCCUGAAUUCUAAGCCUUUCUACAAAAGCUUUGGGGAGACGGGAAAUUCAGGCGCUGCAGACCCUCAAGGUUACACCACACCUCAUAAAAAUCACGCCGAGGAAGACUGAAGGGAAGCAAAUGCUGUCCUUUUCUUCUGGCUGAAUAGCCAACAAUGAAAAUAGCACGGCAACUCCAGGUGUUCCACUAUUGUCUUCAUCAAUGAGAACAAGAAAAUGCUCAAUAAAUGCCUUUACAUUUAACCUAAAAGCAGUAUUUUUAUGGUUGAUAGAUUUUGCUUUUUGUUUUAAUGUCAGGUCCCAAAUUUUUGAGGGAACUCUGAUUUCUCCAUCACCAACAAAUGAAGAAAACAAAUUGAGCUAAUUAUAGUCACACUGAAAAACACAAGUUGAAAAAUGAAGUCACGUUUGAAGCU